AUGGAAAAGGGAAGUGGGGGUCCCCCAGGGAGCUACGGCCCACACCAGGGCGAUAUCCAGCUGCUCUCUGGGCUGCUGGCUGAGUGCCAUGAACUUGCCAGCAGUGGCCUCCACUUCCUAGAACAGCCCCCCCCGUCCCUGGAGGUGGGAGAGGGUACCGAGGAGGAGGUAGUCCCUGAGACCCCCCCUGAGGUGGCUAGUGCCAGCAAGGCCCCUCAGGCCUCCCUCACCUAUGCUGAAGCUGCAAAGGGUGAGGGGGUUGAGGCUAGGGUCUUUAUGGGGCUACCUUCUGACAGGCUCCGGGGUCUGCUUGUGUCCCUGAAGGCCCAGCAUGCCGAGGCAGACUCGGGCCUAGCUGGGGUCCAGGCAGAGCUAAGGGAGCAGAGGGAAAAAUCAAACAGGACCUCUAAUUACAAAAGAGGUCCUUUGAGGGCCGCUAUAGCUGAGAAAAAAUUAGUGGAGCAGCAUCUAUCCUACACCCUGCUCCAGACUGAAAAGAAAAUAGCAGACAUCCAGGCCAUCCUGCAACAGAGAGCCAAGGACGCUGCGAGGUCCAGGAGGCAGAGGGCUAUGGAGGGCAGGAGGGACAUGUCCCCAGGUGAGGAGUCCAGCAAGGACUUGGAUUCCAACUCCCAUCACUCACCUGGGGAGCCGUCUACCUCUGCCCUUGCUACUCCAGGGGGCGCUGCUGAGACGGAGAGGAAGGCCAGAGAGAAGGACAGUGAAGAGGAGUGGGACGGAGAGAAAGGUGAAGAGUGGCAGCUGAAAGUGCAGGACAGAGGUCGAGGGCUGAUUAAGGAGUCUCUCCUCAAGUUUGGAAACAAACUUGGGGAGGGCUCCGUAAAGGACAAAAAGAAGAAAAAGAAAAACAUCGCCCGGCGUCAGCCUGAGACCUCUGUCAGGGGGUCUGGAGAUUCCACAGAGGAGGGUGAGUGCUCAAAUGCUGAGUAUAUGUACAAUGAUGAUGUUCAGGCCUUGCAGAAGCCUGGGGCCAGGGAUACUAACCCUGCAGGUGGCAACACCUGUAUGCCCCAGAAACCUGCACAACCUGCCUCUGUGGAAGUAUCUGGGCCCCCCGCCGCCCUCCAUGGUGACAGGGAGACCAUCCCCGCCGGUACUAUGGCGUGUACCGGUGAUCCCAUGGAGGGGUCCUUCCCUUGCUCCCUUCCCACUCCCUCCCUUACCUGCCUUCCCUCUGACCUUCCUCUCCGUGUGGUUGCGUCCCCUGGAGUGGCUGGUACCUCUGCCUCCUGUCCUCAGGCGGCUGCUGGGCAGGAUGGUACUGGAUGGAGCAGUCUGGAGCAGGGUGAUGGCCCUCCUUUUCCCUCUGCUCCCUUGGAGCAAGCUCGACUGCUCUCCCCUACCAGCAAGUCUCCUCCCCCGUUUGUCCCCCAGUCUGUUUCCCUGGAUGUGUCCAAGUUUGUCUUCCAGUCUGUUCCCCCUGCUUCCCUAUGUAUUCUCCUUAUGUCUGCAUGUGUAACCAGUCCCCCUGUUGUUCCUGGUGCCCCGGGUGCCGCGGGGUGCCGCUGGCGCUAUGGAAGACAGGACUGCAGGGGACUCCCAUCAUCCUCAGCCAGCAGUCCAUACUGA
Messenger RNA from Pelobates cultripes (western spadefoot toad), 1590 nucleotides. The record is from the annotation of a GenBank genome assembly. NCBI's taxonomy places the organism in Eukaryota, Metazoa, Chordata, Amphibia, Anura, Pelobatidae.